AUGUUGCGCCAAUCCAUCAGACCUGCCGCUAGAAUACUCGCCAGACAGAACUUCCGUUGCGCCGUGCGUUUCAAUGCCACUGUCGCUGAAAAGGCUCCAGUCGACCCCAAAAUCUCCCAGAUUGUCGACCAAAUCUCCACCUUGACCUUGUUGGAGACCUCUGCAUUGGUGACCGAGUUGAAGGAGAGAUUGAACAUUUCCGACAUUGCUCUUCCUGCCGCUGGCGCUGCUCCUGUUGCUGCUGCUCCUGUUGAGGAGGAAGUGAAGGAGGUUGUGGAAGAGAAGACCAUUUUCUCUAUCAAGUUGGACUCGUUCGAUGCCAAGUCCAAGCCUAAGAUUAUCAAGGAAGUGAAGAGCUUGUUGGGAUUGUCUUUGGUUGAGUCCAAGAAGUUUGUUGAGGCUGCACCUAAGGUGUUGAAGGAGAAUGUUGCCAAAGAAGAUGCUGACAAGAUCAAGGCUACCUUGGAGGGAUUGGGCGCCAAGGUGUCUUUGGAGUAG
Molecule: messenger RNA, 498 nt
Organism: Sungouiella intermedia
Lineage: Eukaryota; Fungi; Ascomycota; Pichiomycetes; Serinales; Metschnikowiaceae
Source: the annotation of a GenBank genome assembly